This is a messenger RNA of Aspergillus candidus, 1130 nucleotides long. Its product is annotated as asparaginase. The record is from RefSeq and is a predicted model, not a curated record. Lineage: Eukaryota; Fungi; Ascomycota; Eurotiomycetes; Eurotiales; Aspergillaceae. The coding region runs from base 57 to 1127 and encodes 356 amino acids. The transcript has a single exon.
AAACUCCCAGUUAUAACAAAACUCUACACAGUGGGCAGUAGUCUAAAUCACGGAUAAUGGCCAAAACCCAAGACCAUGUCUUCACAGACAGAGGGGGCGUUAUCGAAAACCGACACCUAGUCCACGCAGCAAUAGUGGACGCCCAAGGCAAACUGCUGUACAGCGUCGGCGACCCUUCACGGAUAACGCUAGUUCGCUCGGCAGCCAAACCAGCGCAAGCCCUAGCCGUCCUCGAGACGGGAGCCCCCAAGCAAUUCGGCUUCGACGACGCCGACCUGGCACUGAUGUGCGCAUCCCACAACGGUGAAGCCAGACACAUAUCGCGGGCGUUUGCCAUGCUGGCGAAAGUCGACGCCCGGGAACAGGAUCUUCGAUGUGGCGGCCACGCCGCCCUGUCGGCGUCGGUCAACCGAGCGUGGAUCAAGAGCGACUACACCCCUACCGAGAUAUGCAACAACUGCUCUGGUAAGCAUGUUGGCAUGCUGGGCGGGUCGAAAGCCAUCGGAGCUGCAAUCGCAGACUACCACCUGCCUACUCACCCCAUCCAACUCCGAGUGAAGCGCGUCGUCGAGGACCUGUGCGGCCUGGAGGCCGACAGCUGUCAAUGGGGCAUCGACGGCUGCAAUCUCCCAGCCCCGGCGUUCCCCCUCCACUACCUGGGCAAGAUGUAUGCCGCUCUUUCUGCGGCGGCAGAUUCCAUGGCUGUCGACUGCUCCGCUUCCGCGCGAGAACGCGGUCUAUCCCGAAUCUAUCACGCCAUGACGCAAUACCCAGAGCUCGUCGGCGGCGAAGGGCGAUUCUGCACAGCCCUCAUGCAGGCGUUCGGGGGUUCUCUCGUCGGCAAAGUAGGGGCAGAUGGGUGCUACGGGAUAGGUAUCCGGGCGUCAGAGGCGACGGACCGAGUUGGUGCCGCUGGUGCGAUCGGCAUCGCUGUCAAAAUCGAAGACGGCAAUCUUGAGAUUCUCUAUGCGGCUGUAAUGGAGAUCCUCGAGCAGCUGCAGAUAGGGACCCGAGAUGCCCGAGGCAGACUGGCAGACUUUCAUCGUCCCGUCAUUACCAACUCUGCUGGUGUCGUCACAGGACAUACAUCUCAUGAGGUUAUAGUGAGACCGGCAAUGGCCUUGUAGUAU